UCUCACUUGCACGUCAUGUAAUUCACGAGAAUUGAGCUGCCAUACAUAAAACUUAACGUACACUAUUCUCUCAAGAUGCAGAAUAUACUAUUCCGCAAACCAUAUAAUAUACACAAGCUUUAGAUCGUCAUUUACUUUUGCUCUAAUCAGUUUUAGUAGGCUAAACUUUCGAAUAUAAAAUGGGUGUGUUCACUGGAUUUGGUAGCUGGAUCAAUCUGAACAGUCAACAGCCUCUUAAGGCCGAUUCCCAGAGAUCUGAAAACGGCGAAUCUAAGUCGGCGUCAGAGAAAGACACUACUAAGAAGGAGGAGGAGGAGGUGGUAUAUUAUGAUGAAAAAGAGGACACGAGACAAGAGGGACUUUGGCAUGAAGCAGAGAAGAAGCAUCCAUGGCAUAAUUCACCUCCCAAGAUCAAGAUGACAAAUAAGAAGGGUCUUUACCAUAUGAACAUAGAGUUGACCGUGGGAACGACUCCUAAUAUUGUCUACUACGUGAUGACUGAAGGCGAUCCGUUUUUCGAUAGGGAGAAGUGGCGUUUCCUAAUGAAAAACACAUCAAGAAAGGUUCUGAAGGAGAAUGGUCCGAAGCGGGUCGUCAUGGUAGAGAAAGCUAUGGCUUAUAACUUCCUUUCGCUGACGACUAUAUCUAUCCCGAUACAUCUAACUAUGGAAGAAAACAGAAAAGAUCUUACGACAAAAUAUAAGAAAGAGAAAGUAAUAUUGAUGAAAGAGUUCCACGGCAACUUUAAAGUGGAGCCUAUAUAUGUAGAUCAAGAACGGUUGUGCAAAAAGAGGUUACCAAAGAGUCCAGAAGAAUACAAAAAAUGUAGCGGUGGCCAAGGAAGGAUUGGGUCAAAACUUAUAAUAAACCAAUACUUCCAGCCAUAUCCUCCAUUUAAUCUACCUCCGCUUUCUUGGUUCAUCCGUGGGUUCACCAUUAAAACCUCCAAAAAAAUGCUCAACUUGCUUCAGGACAUGGCUUUUUCUUUACGGCAGGCAGGGCCUCCCUCAGAAUAAGCCAUCAAAGUUAGAGAAAACUAUGUUGUUGAAUACAUAGUUUUUAGAAAUUUAGAAGAUUGUACGUAAACAUACAAAAAAAACUGUUUAUCGCGUAUGAUUAUUUUGGUAUCGACUACCGCAGCUGAAAAUUGUUUUGUUUUUUUGAAGUUGAAACUACUAAAAAGAAUUUGUGUUUUUAAAAUAUCAUAAGAAAUAUUAGAUGGACUGGAUUUGUUAUCCA
Raphanus sativus (radish) is the source of this 1239-nucleotide messenger RNA. RefSeq lists its product as uncharacterized. NCBI's taxonomy places the organism in Eukaryota, Viridiplantae, Streptophyta, Magnoliopsida, Brassicales, Brassicaceae. The record is from RefSeq and is a predicted model, not a curated record. Bases 180 to 1016 code for a protein of 278 amino acids. The transcript has 5 exons.